AUGCAGUCCAGCUCAGACCAAGCUGAGGUCAUUUCAGCUGAUGUUGCUCCCCAGAAUACGGAGUGGUCAGUGGGAUCAAACCACGGGCUGUACCGGUUCCUCCAGGAUGUUGGAUCAAAGCUGGGCCUCCUUCAGCUUCAGCUUCCUUCAGCUUCACUCCUUCAGAGUGGCCCCUGCCUGAACACAAAAGAGCUCCCUAGCUCCAGUGGCACACCGGCAUUCCCCCAGUUCCUGCUGAAUUUGGACCUACAGACCCAAGAGAAAUCGUACAGCCUGUUAUGUGUCUUGGGGAACAGGGACAGGUGCUCAGACUUUGAAGAAAGCUGCGGUACUAAAAGAGAACAUUAUGGAGGAGCUCCAGGAGGACCAGCAUUCCCUGGACAAGCUCAAGAUCCUUUGUAUGGUUAUUUUGCUGCAGUAGGAGGGCAGGAUGGACAAAUAGAUGCUGAUGAGCUACAGAGAUGUCUCACCCAGUCAGGGAUUGCAGGAGCCUAUAAACCUUUCAACUUAGAGACUUGCAGACUUAUGAUCUCAAUGCUGGAUAGAGAUAUGUCUGGCACACUGGGAUUUAAUGAGUUUAAAGAACUCUGGGCUGUGGUCAAUGGCUGGAAGCAACACUUUGUAACUUUUGACAGUGAUGGAAGUGGCACAGUGGAUCGUCAAGAACUGGAGAAAGCCUUGAUGAAUAUGGGAUUUAGACUGAGCCCACAGGCUGUGUCUGCAAUCACAAAGCGAUACAGCACUCACGGAAAGAUUGCAUUUGAUGAUUACAUUGCCUGCUGUGUGAAACUCCGAGCUCUCACUGAAUGCUUUAGAAGAAGGGAUACAACUCAGCAGGGCUUUGUGAAUUUCCAGUAUGAUGAUUUCAUACAGUGUGUUAUGAGCAUCUAAAUCAAAAGGAAGCAAGCCAUGGAUGAACAUUCCAGUUUGUGUUUUGCUUUGCCAACUCUUCCAAUGAUUGUGUAUCUCAGGAUGGGAAAUUGCAUAUUUUAUGAAGUACCGCUUUACACACAUUUUUUUAGUCUUGAUAAUGAAUAUGAACUACUCACGUACCGUUGUCUAUAACUUCCAACCUGUGAUUAUUAAAGAUGCUUUUAUUUUUAUAAACUUGCAAUUCACUGUGUAUAACUCAGAUCAUGCAAAUGGUAAGAUUUUCUGUAAUGUGUUUACUUUUUUCCAAUAAUGCACUAAAACCAGUUUCUGGAGUGCAACUUACCUUUUCUGUCUUAAACAGUAACAUGUAUGACUUAAGAUGAUGACUUCUUUUGUCUUUGAUGGUAUAAGACAUGUACAAACUGAAAGAGCUUUGGAACGGUCAUUUUACACUCGUCUGUUAAAGCAUCAGUAAGUUUUGGUUGCUUAUUUUGUCAGCUGUUUUCAAGAUGAAGUUUGUGACACCAUGCACUGAGUGUGAGACUACCUGUUGGAACUCCUUGGAAGCAGGGAUGUGACAAAACGUAGCAGAGAACUCUUCUAGCUGCAUGCUCUGGUAUAGGGGCUUUUGUUCCUAUAAGAUUCUUGCUCUGUUUGUGUCACUAUAUAAAAUACUUUUAAACAUCCAAAA
Molecule: messenger RNA, 1564 nt
Organism: Manacus vitellinus (golden-collared manakin)
Lineage: Eukaryota; Metazoa; Chordata; Aves; Passeriformes; Pipridae
Gene: SRI
Product: sorcin
Exons: 8
Coding region: 1-891 (296 amino acids)
Molecular function (GO): calcium ion binding
Source: RefSeq, a predicted model, not a curated record